CCCGCCGCCCGCCCGCCCGCCCGCCCCAAAGUCACAGCCUGGGUCCCGGAGACCCGAGCCUUCAGCCUGGGCGGGGCCGGAAGGACGCCAUCCGGGCCUCGGCCAUGGAGGCUCCUUUGCCGUCCCUAACCGAGGAGGACCUCACUGAAGUGAAGAAGGACGCUUUAGAAAAUUUACGUGUUUACCUGUGUGAGAAAAUCAUAGCAGAGAGACAUUUUGAUCAUCUACGUGCAAAGAAAAUACUCAGUAGAGAAGACACAGAAGAAAUUUCUUGCCGAACUUCAAGUAGGAAAAGAGCUGGGAAGUUGUUAGACUACUUACAGGAAAACCCCAAGGGACUGGACACCCUGGUGGAAUCCAUCCGCAGGGAGAAGACGCAGAACUUCCUGAUUCAGAAGAUAACGGAUGAGGUGCUGAAACUGCGGAAUAUAAAGCUGGAGCAUCUCAAGGGCCUGCAAUGUAGCAGCUGUGAGCCCUUUGCCGCGGGAGCCACCAACAACCUUUCCAGGUCCAAUUCCGAUGAGAGCAAUCUCUCUGACAAGCAGAGGGUGUCCACUGCCAUGCGCCACCCAGAGGGAGAGUCCAGCACCGCUCCCUUCUUCUCCACUGAGUCCUCUCUGAAUUUGCCAGUCCUGGAAGUCGGCAGAACUGAACACGGCAGCUUCUCCUCGGGCACGCUUCCUCGACCUGGAGACCCUGGGGCACCCCCUUUGCCCCCAGACCUGCGGUUGGAAGGAGGAACUUGUGGAAACUCGAGUGAAAUGUUUCUCCCCUUACGAUCACGAGCUCUUUCACGACAGUGACACCUCACUGCCUAGUUUUUUUUAAUAGUGAUGAAAAGAUGUUGUAAAUGAUAUAAUCUUUUUUAUGAAAGUCACGAUAACAGCUCACUCACAUUUGACAUGUCUUAACUCACAGUGCGCACAUUCUCUGUAAAUAGGAUUUGUUAGGGUAAAGAAGCACAUUCUGGGGGUAACUGGAUGUAAAUCAUGGUCCACAUUGGCCUUUUUAAAAAUUUUUAGAUGUUUAGUAUUUUCAUGUUAUAAAACUAAUUGUAUGUGACUAUUUCUCAAUUUGAGAAAUCAACUCAUGGGCUGAGAAUAAUGUUUCAUUGCACAUUUAUGCUACAGAUGUUCACUCUGACCAUCUUUCCCAGUGAUCUGGCAGUAUGUUUCAGCAGUAAACUGUUCUGACUGCAGUAAAGCCAGGCCCUAGGAAAGCUGCCCAACACUCAGGAGAGUCUCCCACUCCUUGGUUCUGAGAAGCCUUUGGUUCUGCAGAAACACCCAAUGGCACCGAGCCACCUGUGUCUCAGCUGACAAAUUCAUUUUGUACUGCUCUUGCCCACUGACAUGACUCUCUUUGGAUUUUAUAGUCUUAUCCCUAAAGAAUGUUGUCUUAAACCAGGGGUGGUAUCCACGCCUUUAAUACCAUCUCUUGGGAGGCAGAGGCAGGUGGAUCUCUGAAUUCAAGCCCAACCUGGUCUACAGAGUGAGUUCCAGGACAGCCAGGGCUAUACACAGAGAGAAAAAAAACGAAUGUUAUGCCAAUAGGAUAUUGCUUGUAAUAGAUUAAAAAUACUUCCUCUGGGCCUUUUAUUCUUUUUCAGUGAACACUGCUAUAUGGAUAAAAUAACUAGAACAAUUGAUUUUGGAUUGUGUGACAAUCUUGUUUUUAAUAUUUGUAUCAAGCAGCUACUAGCUACAGCUAAGUUUUUAUUGUAUUACAAAGUUUGACUAACUUUACACAUUUUUAAAAAAUGCUGAUUGUCUUCAUAUAAAUUAUAAUUUUACAUAUUUCCUGAUACCCACCUCCUAUAUAUUUCUGUUAUUUAAAAAUUAAGAAAUGAAAAGUUGCUAUUAACAAUAAAAAGUUUUUUUUUAAGGUA
Messenger RNA from Mesocricetus auratus (golden hamster), 1888 nucleotides. RefSeq names its product BCL10 immune signaling adaptor (gene Bcl10). Lineage: Eukaryota; Metazoa; Chordata; Mammalia; Rodentia; Cricetidae. The record is from RefSeq and is a predicted model, not a curated record. The coding region runs from base 105 to 803 and encodes 232 amino acids. Gene Ontology annotation, molecular function: transcription coactivator activity; NF-kappaB binding; protein kinase B binding. Gene Ontology annotation, cellular component: cytosol; CBM complex. The transcript has 3 exons. Gene Ontology annotation, biological process: adaptive immune response; apoptotic process; canonical NF-kappaB signal transduction.